AUGAUUUUAAUACCUCUAUUUUUUUAUAUUUUUUUAAAUUACAUAAAAUGUGACAUCCCUGUUCAUUGCGUGAGUAGAGAUGUGGAAGGUUUGUGGGAAAUUAAAUUGGGAUUAUUAAAAAAUAAGCAGUUCGAAAGGAAAGACAAUGAAUAUUCAAAAAUAGGAAAUGUGUUAGACAAAAAUUAUUAUGAUUAUGAGUGUGGAUAUAGGAGACCGGACGAUUCGGAGUAUCAUGAUGCACUUGACCCAGAAAUUGUAAAACAACGAUUUGAAAUUAAAGAUAAAAAAAUUAUUGCAUUUAACAAAGACAGAACUAUUAACAUUAUUGAAAAUGGUGAAAUUUCUCCUGAGUAUAGUGGAUACUGGAGAAUUGUAUAUGACGAAGGGUUAUAUAUUGAGAUAUACGAUUCUAAAAAUAAAAAUAAAGAAAUAUAUUUUUCCUUUUUUAAAUUUGUAAAAAACGGUGAAGUUUCUUACAGUUAUUGCAACAACCUGGUUAUGGGAGUCGUUAAUAUGUAUCAAUUGAAUGGCAAUGCCGAUAUUGUUAAAAAUGAUACGAAUAUAGUAGAUAAUAGUGAACCAAACAAUCGUAACGAUGAGAAAACAAAUAAUAACAUACCGGAAAAGGAAUCAGAGGGAAAAAAUGGCAUAUUUAGGUAUGCAUAUUCUUUAUAUGGGGGAUUAAAAAAUGGCUAUUUAAAUAUAUUAAAUAAAACGAUUGAACUGAAGGAGAAUAAAAACGCAGUUUUAAAUGAUGUUAAAGAAUUAUAUGGAAAUAAUAACGAUGUUAAAAAUUUAAUUGAUUAUUAUAAUGAUAAUUUUAUCGACUUUAAAACAAUGCCAAUGAAAAGAUAUUGUUGGAGUGGGAAAAAAUUAGACAAAAAUACAGACAAAGCAACAAACAAAAUUCCAAAUAUGUUAUCACCUCUAGAUGCUAAUGCAGAUAUAAAGAAGCAUAAUUAUUAUAUUAAUUUAAUUGGGGAUAAAAAAAAUAAAACACUCCUAAAAAAUAAUAAAGGAAAAAAGAAACAAACUAAUAAUCUAAAAGGGGUAAUAGAUAAUACACCUGUUAAAAAAAUAAAAGAAAAUAGUUUAUUUAAUAUGUAUAGUAAUAGAGAUAUAAUAUUAAAAAAUUUUGAUUGGUCUGAUGAAAAUGAUGUAAAAAAAAGAUUCAAUGGUAUUAGCGUAAGAAUUUUCGAUGAAGCUAUUGAUCAAAAAGAUUGUGGUUCAUGCUAUGCUAAUUCCGCUUCACGUGUAAUUAAUAGUAGAAUAAGAAUAAAAUAUAAUUAUAUAAAAAAAAUUGAUUCGUUGUCCUUUAGUAAUGAGCAACUUCUUAUAUGUGACUUUUUUAAUCAAGGUUGUAAUGGUGGGUAUAUAUAUCUUUCUUUAAAAUAUGCUUAUGAAAAUUAUUUAUAUACAAAUAAAUGUUUUGAAAAAUAUGAGAAUUUAUAUAUAAACAAAGAUGAUAAAAAUAACUCUUUGUGUGAUCGCUUUGAUACCUUUAAAAUAUUUUUAAAAAAAAAGGAAAACGAACAAAUAUAUAUUAAUAAUUAUCCUGAAGGAAUGGAACAAAAAAAUGCAAAUACUAGAAUGUAUAAUAAUAUUGGAAAUGCUCAUGAUAAUUCCGAUAAUAGAAACGAUGGUAAUACUCAUGAAAACUUGAUAAAAGAUGAGAAUAUUAAUUAUGCAUAUAAAUCAGUUGAUUCUGAUGAACAAGGAAAAGGUAAUAUAUCAGAUGAUUAUCUAAAUGAUGAUUAUAUAUUAGUAGAUAAAAAUAUGUACGAAAGAGAAAAAUUAAAAUUAGAUGAACUAGACAGUUGUGAUACAAAAGUUAAGGUGACAAAAUAUGAAUACCUUGAUAUAGAAAAUGAAGAAGAUUUAAAAAAAUAUAUUUAUUAUAAUGGGCCUGUAGCAGCAGCAAUUGAACCAUCAAAAAGCUUUAUUAAAUAUAAAAAAGGUAUACUAACUGGAAAUUUUAUAAAAAUGCAAGACGGUAAUAAAUCAAAUGCAUAUAUAUGGAAUAAAGUAGAUCAUGCUGUUGUUAUAGUUGGAUGGGGUGAAGACACUAUAGAAAAUUUAAUAAAAAAAAAAACUCAUUCUUAUGAUGAAUAUAAAUCAAAAAAUGACGAUGAUUUAGAUGAAGACAUAUAUGAUGAACAUAUUAAUAGUUAUAUAAAACAUACUAAAGAAAAAAAUAAAGUUGUAAAAUAUUGGAAAAUUUUAAAUAGUUGGGGAACAAAUUGGGGAUAUAAUGGCUACUUUUACAUACUAAGAGAUGAAAACUAUUUUAAUAUACGAUCGUAUCUUUUGAUAUGUGAUGUUAAUUUAUUUGUUAAGAAUAAAAAUGCUAAAUUAUAA
This is a messenger RNA of Plasmodium vinckei vinckei, 2358 nucleotides long. Its product is annotated as dipeptidyl aminopeptidase 3, putative. Bases 1 to 2358 code for a protein of 785 amino acids. Lineage: Eukaryota; Apicomplexa; Aconoidasida; Haemosporida; Plasmodiidae. The transcript has 2 exons. Gene Ontology annotation, cellular component: lysosome. The record is from RefSeq and is a predicted model, not a curated record. Gene Ontology annotation, molecular function: cysteine-type endopeptidase activity.